Impatiens glandulifera is the source of this 1117-nucleotide messenger RNA. RefSeq names its product cell division cycle-associated protein 7-like. Gene Ontology annotation, cellular component: nucleus. The record is from RefSeq and is a predicted model, not a curated record. Lineage: Eukaryota; Viridiplantae; Streptophyta; Magnoliopsida; Ericales; Balsaminaceae. Gene Ontology annotation, biological process: regulation of DNA-templated transcription. The transcript has 4 exons. Bases 43 to 1017 code for a protein of 324 amino acids.
AGAGAGAGUGGGAGAGAGUGGGAGAGAGGAGAGGGGAGAGAAAUGACGAACCAGAGAAUGAAGAACAUCAAGAAGAUCGAGAACAGAAAUGAGAAGAAGGCGAAUGAAGAAACUUCUGUGUACGAGCGUUUAAGAGAUGAAAGAAUCAAGGAGAAUAGGGAGAGAAUGGAGAAGCUUUUGGAUCUUUCUCGCAAGUUCAACUCUGAUUUUUCACAUCAAAAUCGUCCAAAAAUGAAACAUACCGCCAGGAAACCUUCGUUUCUCUCUGUCAACUCACCCAGACGUUCAUCUAGGCUGAGAAUUUCUAGGGUUUCACAUGCUAAAGAGCUUAGUUUGGAUGAGAGUGGAAAACUGCUAGAAAAUCAGGAUGUUUCAUUUCCAGAAAUCUAUACAGAACAACAUGCAAAACUUUUGGGUGACUGCAAAAAAGAAUGGACACUCUUUGUUGAUGGAUUUGAUGAAGAUGGUCAACGUCUUUAUGAUAAUUACAGUGGAAAAUCAUGUCAUCAGUGCAGGCAGAAAACUGUUGGACAUCAUAGCCAUUGUAGCAAGUGCAAAUCAAUGGAAGGGAAGUUAUGUGGGGAUUGCUUAUACACAAGGUAUGGUGAAAAUGUUCUUGAAUCAAAAGAAAACCCAAAUUGGAUAUGCCCUUUUUGUCGAGGAAUCUGCAACUGCAGUCGAUGUCGACAUGCAAAAGGAUGGUUGCCUGUUCGUUUACUUAAGGCUGAGGUUGAGAAACUUGGAUUCAAGUCUGUGGCACAUUACCUUAUUGAAACCCGUAACUCUCAGCAAAAACAAGCCAAACUGGAACCUUCCAUUGAAGUUGAAUUAAGCAAAACUCAGCCUGAGGAAGGAAGAAAAGAGGCAGUGGAGGAAGGAAGAAAAGAGGCAGAGGAGGAGGGAAGAAAAGAGGCAAUGGAGGACGGAAGAAAAGAGGCAGAGGAGGAAGACAGCAAUUAUGAAUGCAGUGAAGAUGAUGAUGAUGAUCUUGAUGAAGAAGAAUCUGACUCUGAUUAGUAGAUUAUUAGUUGCUAAGAUCAAUGUUUUUGAAAUUUUUGGUUAGUUAUCUCUUAUAUGUACUGAAGAAAUAUGUUAAAAAAAUGAAUCUUUAACAUCA